This is a messenger RNA of Alternaria rosae, 714 nucleotides long. RefSeq lists its product as uncharacterized. The record is from RefSeq and is a predicted model, not a curated record. The coding region runs from base 1 to 714 and encodes 237 amino acids. The transcript is spliced from 2 exons. NCBI's taxonomy places the organism in Eukaryota, Fungi, Ascomycota, Dothideomycetes, Pleosporales, Pleosporaceae.
AUGCAUAACCUUCUCUUCCUCCUCCUGACCGCACUCGCAGCGCGCGUUUUUGCGACGAGUCAGAUAGCGCUCUUCGAGGAUGACAAUUGCCAAGAGUCAUUGAGAGGUUUAGAGGGUCCAAACGGCUAUCCUAAUGGUACCUGUACAGAUCUCAGGCGCAAUGGGCCUUACGGCAGCUUCCAGGUUGUUGGCCUGGACCCAGGAUGCACAGUCACCAUUUACAUGAACGACACGACCGUCGACAUAUGCUCCGGCUUCCAAGAAGAGAUCCAAUCGAUCGACUGCUACAACUCGACCUUCGUAUACUACAGUAUCGACUUCUGCGACGCAGGCGCCAUUGGUGAAUCACCAUCUGCCACAUCAACGCCUACGCCUACAUCGACUCCGUCAUCCACACCACCUCCCAAGGCCUCGUCGGGCUUAUCGACGGGCGCGAUAGCAGGGGCAGCAGUUGGAGGAGGCAUAGGGCUGGGCAUAAUAAUCGGAUUAGCUGUGUUCUACAUCGUGAGGAAACGGCACUCGUCACGCCCGCGAGAGAUGUCGGGCUCUACGGAGCUUACCAGCGUGACGCCGUAUGAGGUACACGCGAAGCACAUUCAGGAGUUGGGACCAGGAGCGGUGGCAUACAAACACGAACCUGUGGAAAUUGCGCAACCACCCGUUGAGCUUGCGGGUACAGAGACGAUGCGGCAUGAAGGGAAAGGGUUGCAUUAG